AUGUCACAGUCGUGUGGGAAUAUUUCUUUGCCUAGGAGAUUGCCCCUGCUCAUAUUGGACAAUGUGCUCUUCCCAGGCACCUCUGUACGGGUACCUGUCAACUCGCCGAAAAGCGUAUUGAUGAUAAAGAACCACCUUCUAAACCACCAUACAAUCGGCGGGGCUUUCGUCGGUGUAGUACCGAGAGAAUAUCCGAAAAAAGAGUCCGGACAAGCCGAGAUUCUGCAUCCUAUCGGAACAGCGGGAUUGGUGGUUCAGGUGAUGGGCAGUAGCUGGCCCCGGACGACGUACACAUUGCAGAUAAACGGAGUCUGCAGAUUCAGCCUCGAUGAAAUUGUUCACGAGUCGCCGUACCUGAUCGGAUCCGUGACACAGUUGGAUCGACUUCCCGGAGAAGUUUAUUCCGUAACCUCUCUCAAUUUGGAGGACCCGUUGGAGCUAGAGCUGAGCGAACUUUUGACAGAAACACGCUCCCUGGCGGCCGAUCUCAUCGAACGCCUAGAGCUCAGUUCUGGCUCCGCGCAACGGUACAAGCGACUGAUGAAUAGUCUGCCAUCGUAUGCGCUGCCGGACAUCUGCACAUCGAUAGUCUCCGCCAAUCAUGAAGAACGCUUAGCGGUUUUGGACGCGGUUCUCCUGACGGACCGAAUACGAAAAGCUCUGCCCCUCUUGCGACGCCAGAUCAAUUCUCUUGAGGGAAAAGUGAAAGUCACGAAGCACAAAGACAAGAUAAUCAAUGGACUGUCAAAAGACGUAAGAAGAGGAUUCCAAAUCGACGAUGACGACGCAGAGGAUGGAGACGAAAUCAUGGCCCUCGAGAAGAAAGUCAAAUCCAACGACUUGCCGGAGCAUGCGAAGAAAGCUGCUCUGAAAGAGCUGUCAAGACUGAAGAAGAUGCCUCCUCACAUGCCCGAGCACGCAAUGACGCGCAACUACCUUGAACUUCUCGUUGAGCUGCCCUGGAAUCGAAGAAGCCAGGAGCAUAUCGACCUUCAGAAAAGUAAAAUCGCGUUGGAUCACGACCAUUUCGGUCUCGAGAAGCUCAAGAAACGAGUUCUGGAAUAUCUGGCUGUUCGGAAGUUGAAGUCACAGAUAAAAGGACCAAUUUUAUGCUUCGUCGGCCCACCGGGAGUCGGGAAAACCAGCGUUGGUCGUUCAAUAGCCAAGAGUCUGGGUAGGGAAUUCUAUCGCAUUUCCCUAGGAGGUGUCUCCGACCAGGCUGAUAUUAGGGGGCAUCGCAGAACAUAUAUUGGAUCGAUGCCGGGAAGGAUCAUUCAAGGUUUGAAGACUGUUGGCGUGAAGAACCCCGUCAUUCUUCUGGACGAGAUUGAUAAGAUGGCGGCCGGCAUCCACGGAGAUCCCGCCGCAGCUCUACUGGAGGUCCUGGACCCCGAGCAGAACUCAUCCUUCACAGACCACUACCUGAACAUAUCGUUCGAUCUGAGCGAGGUUCUGUUCAUAGCGACCGCGAACACCGUUUCCACUGUUCCGGGGGCUCUCUUGGAUCGCAUGGAGCUCAUCACGAUUCCUGGUUACACACAUGAGGAGAAGGAACACAUAGCUCGAGAUCAUCUCCUCCCGAAACAAUUGGAGCAACAUGGCAUUCUGUCUUCCAUGUUUGAAUUGACCGAUGAUGCGAUAAGGAAAAUCAUAUCGAGCUACACGCGAGAAGCGGGGGUGCGCGCCCUCGAACGUCGUCUGAGCGCUAUUUGUCGCGCCGCUGCCGUCAAGAUUGUCGAAGCAAAUCCCACCGACUUGAAAAGUGGACAUAUCGGCAUCGAUCAAGAGGUCUUGGAAGAGAUUCUCGGUCCUCCUCUUUUCGAGUUCGAUAUUGAUUCGAGAUUGGUGCAGCCAGGCGUAGCCAUUGGCCUGGCUUGGACCGCUGUGGGGGGAGAAAUCAUGUUCGUCGAGGCCUCGAAAAUGGGUGGUUGCGGUCAGUUGACCCUGACAGGUCAACUGGGCGAUGUGAUGAAGGAGUCUGCAACAUUGGCCUUGAACUGGUUGCGUAUCAACGCCUCCCGAUUUGACCUUAAUCCUGAUAUAAUGGAGGGAACGGACAUUCAUAUCCACUUCCCGGCGGGAGCUGUAGAGAAGGAUGGUCCAUCUGCUGGAGUCACGAUCGCUUGUGUUCUCGUGUCUCUAUUCACGCAGAGGAUCGUGGCCUCCGACGUAGCGAUGACAGGCGAGAUCACCUUGCAAGGUCUGGUAUUACCCGUUGGCGGCAUAAAGGAGAAAGUAUUAGCGGCCCACAGGUGUGGUCUCAGCCGGGUGAUUCUCCCGCGUCGAAAUCGAAGGGAACUUCAAGAAAUUCCGAGGAACGUUCGAGAAAAUCUGACCUUCUAUCUCGCUGGAACCAUUGAGGAUGUUCUCCAGCAAGCGUUCGUUGGGGGAUUCCCGCAACUGAGGCCUGUGGUCUACAAUACGCAAAACGCCAUGAGUAAACUUUGA
Galendromus occidentalis (western predatory mite) is the source of this 2448-nucleotide messenger RNA. Its product is annotated as lon protease homolog 2, peroxisomal. The record is from RefSeq and is a predicted model, not a curated record. Gene Ontology annotation, molecular function: ATP hydrolysis activity; serine-type endopeptidase activity; ATP binding. NCBI's taxonomy places the organism in Eukaryota, Metazoa, Arthropoda, Arachnida, Mesostigmata, Phytoseiidae. The transcript is spliced from 9 exons. Gene Ontology annotation, biological process: proteolysis; protein catabolic process. The coding region runs from base 1 to 2448 and encodes 815 amino acids.